AGGCGCGAAGUUAAAAAGAGGCUAAAAUUUCUCUCUCACACACACAAAGUAAAAUCCCUAAUUCUCAUUGCUCAAUAUCUUCAAUCCCUAAAUCUCACCUCUCUCAAUAUAUUGUUUGCGUACAACUGCUGUUUAAAUUAACCACAAGUUUCUUUAUCCUUCAACAGUUACGGCACCAAGUAAGCAAUGGAUGCAACUUGUUGAUAAUCGACUUAGUGAAGCCCACUUAAUCGGGGUACAAAAGCUUUUGGAUUAUGCUUUUCAAAGAACAGGAGAAUUGUAUGAAAUACGAUGUCCCUGUGUCAAGUGUUGUAACACAACAUUAGGAACAUGUGAGACUGUUGAGACACAUCUGAAAGUAUAUGGAAUAAUCUAAAAUUAGACUUUUUGGUAUCACCAUGGGGAAGUUUUAGGUGAGCCGCUGUCGAAAUGCGAAGAUGAUAAUGAAGUAGAGGAAUGUGAGAGUGAGGAUGAAAUACAGGAAAUUUUGAGAUGUUUAUAUCCUAAUCUUGGUGAACGCACUGCAAACAGUGGUUGUGACGAUUUACCUAAAGAGGAACCGAAUGUUGAAGCAAAAGUUUUUUAUAGCCUAUUGAGAGAUGUCGAGAAGCCACUAUACCAAAGUUCAAAAGUCUCAAAGCUUUCAACUUUGAUUAAAUUGCUUCACAUAAAAAGUAUGGGUCGUUGGAGCAAUGAGUCAUUUACAAUGUUAUUGAAAAUGUUAGAAGAGGAGUUGUUGCCAGAUGGAGCAAAUUUACCAAAUUCAUAUUAUGAGGCAAAGAAGGUAAUUCGGGACCUUGGGUUUUCCUACCACAAGAUUGAUGCUUAUGUAAAUGAUUGCAUGUUAUACUGGAAGGAGGAUAACUUACUUGAUUCUUGUAAAGUUUGUGGUGCGUCCAGAUGGAAAAUAGAAAAACCUAGCUGGGAAACAAAGAAUAGAAAAGGUAAAAAGAUAGCAUCAAAGACUUUACGCUAUUUUCCGUUAAAGCCUAGGCUACAAAGGUUGUUUAUGUCUACAAAGACAUCUUCUUUAAUGACAUGGAAUCAUGAUGAAAGAGUUGAUGAUGGAAUAAUGAGGCACCCAACUGAUUCAAUGGAAUGGAAAUCAUUUGAUGAGCUUCGUCCCUCAUUUGCGGCCGAGCCUCAUAAUGUUCGACUUGGACUUGCUAGUGAUGGAUUUCAGCCAUUUCGGAGUUCAAAAACCUCAUAUAGCAUUUGGCCAGUGGUACUUAUUCCUUAUAAUUUACCACCUUGGUUGGGUUUGAAACAAGAAAUUUUCAUUGUGUCAAUGCUAAUACCUAGUCCAGAUAGUCCAGGAGAUGCAAUUGACAUAUAUCUGCAGCCCAUGAUAGAAGAACUGAAGGAGUUAUGGGAAUUUUGUAUAGAGACUUUUGAUGCAUCAACUAGACAGAAUUUCAAGUUACAUGCUUCUUUGUUAUGGACCAUCAAUGACUUUCUAGCAUAUGAAAACUUAUCUGGAUGGAGUAAAAAAGGGAAAUUGGCAUGCCCGUGUUGCAACAAAGAUACUUACUCAAUCAGAUUGGCUAAUAGUAAGAUACAGUGUUUUAUGGGUCAUCGGUGUUACCUUCCUCUUAAUCACAAAUGGAGGAAUGAUAGGGCGUCAUUUGAUGGUACAAAAGAGAAAAGGCUUCCACCAAAAAUGCAUUCUGGUGUUGAGAUAUUUAAUCAAGUACAAGAUCUUGAAGUGUUGUAGUUAACAAAGGAUCCAAAGAAAAGGAUCAAGAUAUCACAUGAUGGCCGAAAUGAUAAUUGGAAUAAGAAGAGUAUCUUUUUUGAACUUCCCUAUUGGAAAUCUCUCUUGUUGCGAAAUAAUUUGGAUGUUAUGCAUAUCGAGAAAAAUAUAUGUGAUAAUAUUUUGGGGACGAUCAUGAAUGCCAAAGGAAAGACCAAGGACACCAUAAAUACUCUACUAGAUUUGCAAGAAAUGAACAUUAGGUUGGAAUUGCACCCUAUCAAAAAAGGAGAAAAAUAUGAAGUUCCAACAGCUUGUUACACAUUAUCUCCUCAAGAAAAGCACAACUUAUGUCUAUUUUUAAAGAAUUUAAAGGUCCCAGAUGGAUUUUUAUGUAAUAUUUCUCAAUGUGUUAACUUGAAAGAUCACAAGAUUUUUGGCUUAAAGAGUCAUGAUUGCUAUGUUCUUCUACAACAUUUACUCCCUCUUGCGCUACGUGGUAUGUUGUCCAAAACAGUUUGUGAACCCCUUGUUGAGUUGUGCUUGUUUUUUAAUGUGCUUGGAGCAAAGGUAUUAAGAACUGAUGACUUGGAACAAAUUGAAGCUCAAAUUCCUAUAACUCUUUGCAAGUUAGAAAAGGUCUUCCCUCCUUCAUUUUUUGAUGUCAUGGUGCACUUGCCUGUUCAGUUAGCUAAUGAAGCUAAUCUUGCUGGACCGGUUCAGUAUCGGUGGAUGUAUCCUAUAGAGCGAUGGUUAUAUUUUUUGAAAUCUCUCAUUGGUAAUAGGGCUUGUCCGGAAGAUUCUAUUGCAGAAGGUUACCUUGUAAAUGAAAGUAUGACCUCAUGUUUGAGGUAUCUGCAUAGAAUUGACACAAAGUUUAAUCAGCCAGAAUGAAAUUAUGAUGGUGGUUUACCAAAGUCCAAUGGAGGUCUAUCUCUAUUUUGUAAAUCUGGAAAAGCUUUAGGAGCUCCAAAACAGCGUGACGUUGAAGCAGGCACAUAUAUACAUAUUCAAGAAUUGUGAUGAAGUUCUACCAUUUCUAGAAGAGUUUGCACAAAUUCAUGUAGAUGCUACUCUACACUUGUCCGAUGCAGAAUGGAACAGGCAGUUUAUUGAAUGGUUUAAAGAUAGGGUUGCACAAUUGCAUAAAGGAGAUGAUAGUCGGUUCAUGGAAGAUCUCCUCGUACUUUCACGUGGUCCUACCCCAUAUGUGUUACGUUAUAAUGGCUACAUUGUUAAUGGAUAUAGAUUUCAUGUAGAAGAUUAUGAUAAACAUUUAAGGACUCAAAAUUGUGGUGUGAUUGUUGUCGGUGAGACUGAUGAACAUAGGGAGAAUAUUGAUUACUCUGGAGUUUUAACCGAUGUUCUUGAAUUGAAAUUCACGGGAAGAAUAGUGAUUUUGUUUGAAUGUAAUUGGUUUGAUGCGUAUGAUAACACGAAAGGAAUUAAAACAGAUGAGUAUGGCAUCGUAAGUGUUAAUUAGGGGCGAUUUUUAAAAAUAAAUGAGCCUUUUAUAUUAGCGGACCAAGCAUCUCAAGUAUUUUAUGCUAAUGAUAAUUCCAAUAAGGGUUGGUGUGUAGCGAGAAAGACGCAACCUCGUGAUUUUUCUGAGGUUGUGCAAAAAUUGGAUGAUGAUGUUGUAGAUUUAGAAAAUCCUACACAAAAUAAGCGAUAAAGAACGACUGAGGUGUACUAUCUCUUUAUGCUAUUAACAAAUUCAUUAUUAUACAUUCUGAUUACAUGAUUUCUCUGUUAGUACAUUUUCUUAUAAUGUUUUAACUUCUUUUUUUUUUGUAGGUUUGAUAAGAAACCAUCAAAGAAUGAAAAUGAGGUGGAAUCCACUAUGAAAGCUACUGAAUAUGCGUUUGUUACAGCAGGUUCUAUUGGGAAGGGACGAGGGAGAGGGCUUAAAUUUAUGUAAUAUGCUUUUUUUCUUCUUAGCAUGUGUGAAGUGUGGCUUUAGUGUUCCUGGAAACUUAGUACGUAUUAAAUAAGUUCAUUGACAAAUCCACAACUGAGACAAUAAUAUUAUUUUGGACUAAGAGCUCACAUUUGUGUGUAAACUUAAAAUCUGGAUGGAAUUCCAUAUUCUUACUAGUGUAUAUAGGAACUUAGCACGUGAGGAUUGUGGCUUAGAGCUAUGAUAUUAGUUCAUUCCCAGACCUGUGACCGAGUUAUGGCAAUUGAAUUUUUCCAUUAUCAGUUGAUGUGAAAUGUGAUAAGAUUAGAUUGUCAAUAUUAAUGUAGCAACUUGGAAAUGGUUUUAUAUAUAGAAGAGAUUGUCAUGCUGGCUGUAAAUAUGAGCCUGCUCUGCUAUUAUUGGAGUUACUUAGUGUAAAUUGUGAAAUUUAAUUUUUUCUUAAAGGGUAACAUAGGCCAACAGAUAAAUGUUCUUACUCAGUUUACAACCUUGUAGAAAUGUUCUUGUCAUAAGCAUAGAUGACAUAAGCAGAGAUGACAACUUCUCUCACAGGUUUCUUCUCUUGUUCAGUAUUUUCACCUUGCUGAAUUGCAAAAAUUUAAAGAUACAUUUUAAAGAGCUGUUUAACACCUUAUUUGUUUCAUAUCUUUGGCCCUCUAUAUACAGUAAUUGGAUUUUCCGUUUGCUCCAAACGAGCACUUUUAAUUUAUGUAUUGGAUGUCAACCGAAGUUUGAUUUAUUGCAGGAUAUAUUUGAGUGAUGACAUGGAUAUUCUUUGGGAUCAUAUUUUCUGAUGGAUGAAAGAGUUAUGGAACAAAUGGAGAGGACAAUUGCAUUCAAAUUUUAAAGGAUCGCUUGUCUAACUUUGAAAAAUGAGAUGAAAGAACUGAAGCAAUUGAAAGAGUGGUUUUUAUUUUAACACUCCAAUUUCCAGCCUUUGACAUCAGAAUGCUUCGAAGAAUGACUAUUCCUUUGAUGAUGCCAAAAUUGAUAGAACAAAUGGAGAUUUGGGCUGUUGUUACAGUGUUGGCGUAUGGAAAUUGAAGUUCACGAGAAGCAAAAGGUCUAUGUACAAAUUGAAGUUCAUGAGAUUGACCAUCAUUUUGCUAGGAAUGUUGGGAAAAUUAUAUAUUACAGUCUUGGGGGUCUAUGUUCAAAAUACUGUGACUAAAUUACAUCAUUGAUGUACAUUGCCAGUAACUGAUGGUGUUCAUGUUUUGUAAUUAAUCUUUCUAUAUAUAUGAAAUCAGCGUCAACUUUACAUUAAUUGCCAUAUUUUC
This is a messenger RNA of Lycium barbarum (goji berry), 4894 nucleotides long. RefSeq lists its product as uncharacterized. Lineage: Eukaryota; Viridiplantae; Streptophyta; Magnoliopsida; Solanales; Solanaceae. The record is from RefSeq and is a predicted model, not a curated record. Bases 677 to 1714 code for a protein of 345 amino acids. The transcript has 6 exons.